UAAACUAUAUAUAUAUAUAUAAUGUCGUGUAGUUAUUCAGGUGAAUAUCAAAAUAAUAUGUAUGAUAGAGUGGCCUCAUCAGUGAUCUCGAAUAACAAUAGCAGUAUUAGUGAAAAUUGUGUAUUAAGUAGUAUGAAUGAUUUGAGGGUAACGAAGAAGAAGUGUAGGGGUUCAAAGAGACAGUCAGCGGUGACUAUAUUGAACGCAGAUGCAUCCAAUUUUCGAGCUUUGGUGCAGCAGCUAACAGGCCGCCCUAGCGAGCCUACUAGAUUAAGGCCAAAGAAGGGUCCGCUUAAUAUUAAUUUCAGCAAAGCAAAACAAGUUGAUCCACGACUUAUAUUCCCGUUUGAGCACAGUACUAACAGGUACCAUCAGCCUUUACAUAUUCAAUAUAAGCAACAAGGUUUUACGGAAUAUCAUCAAGUUGAUCAUUUGAUGUCAUCGAGUAGCCAAUCAUCAAUUCCAAUAUUCUCUGAUAUUCAAACCAACAAUUUAACCCAGGAUUUUUAUGAUAUUGAUCUCGAUAUCGAUCAGUGUUUGGAAGAGCUAGCUAGUUUCAGUCACCAGACUUAACCAAACAAUGGUACGCGCGUGCAUGUUAUAUCAUCAGUUUUUCUCUAAAUUAAAGCAAAUAGGGGGUUAUCUCAAUGUAAUAUUUAAUAUGUUUUUCAUAAUUUUUUAAUCUUUAUAUUCCCGAGUUAUAAUCUCCCAAAUUAUUAUAUAUAAAAGUUAUACUUCGUUAGUUUUUACCAAAUGAUCCUUAUAGUGCGUGUAUUUUUUAUUCUAUAUUACGCGUACGGUUUAUUAUCCAAAUUUAUCAAUUCUUAAUAUUUGAUUUAUAGUAUGU
This is a messenger RNA of Spinacia oleracea (spinach), 847 nucleotides long. RefSeq lists its product as uncharacterized. The transcript has a single exon. The record is from RefSeq and is a predicted model, not a curated record. Bases 22 to 573 code for a protein of 183 amino acids. NCBI's taxonomy places the organism in Eukaryota, Viridiplantae, Streptophyta, Magnoliopsida, Caryophyllales, Amaranthaceae.